CCCCGCCCAGCCGCCGUCCUCGGGCGCCUGCGCCAGCGCGCGCGCCCUACCGGAGGAGCGCGCGCGACGCGGGCAGCUGCGCUCAGCUGCAGACGCCGCUCGCGUCUUCUCUGAGGCGCCUUCUCCCGCGGCGUUCAGGGCGCGGCGCCGAGGCUCCGGGUGGCGGGCGCCGCACCCGGCUCUGCUCUCGGCCCGGGGCGGCCCAAGUCCCUUUGUCCCUGGCCGCCGCGUCUCCUCGAAGCCUCGCUUGUCGCGGCGCCCCGGCUCCUCCCGAGCCCCGUCGGGUCGCCCCGGGCCUCUUUCCUUCCCUUCUACAGCGGCCAGGCGCGCAGUGUGUGCCUGGUAGACAUCCUAGAACUUUAAAAACGGAAAAGACCUGCUUUUAGGGGAUAAUGCUAAGGGACACUAUGAAAUCGUGGAACGACAGCCAGUCAGAUCUCUGCAGCAGUGAUCAAGAAGAGGAAGAAGAGAUGGUUUUUGGUGAAAAUGAAGACGAUUUGGAAGAGAUGAUGGAUUUAAGUGAUCUGCCUACCUCACUUUUUGCUUGCAGUGUCCAUGAAGCUGUGUUUGAGGUGCAAGAGCAGAAGGAGAGAUUUGAAGCACUUUUUACCAUCUAUGAUGACCAAGUUACAUUUCAAUUGUUUAAAAGCUUUAGAAGAGUCAGAAUAAAUUUCAGCAAACCUGAAGCAGCAGCAAGAGCUCGAAUAGAACUACAUGAAACAGACUUCAAUGGGAAAAAGUUGAAGCUGUAUUUUGCACAGGUGCAGAUGUCCAGUGAAACACAGGACAAAUCCUAUUUACUACCACCACAGCCUGUCAAACAGUUCCUCAUCUCCCCUCCAGCAUCUCCUCCAGUGGGAUGGAAGCAGAGUGAGGAUGCAAUGCCUGUUAUAAAUUAUGAUUUACUCUGUGCUGUUUCCAAAUUGGGACCAGGAGAGAAAUACGAACUACAUGCAGGAACCGAGUCAACCCCAAGUGUGGUGGUUCAUGUCUGUGAAAGCGAAACUGAAGAGGAAGAAGAAACAAAAAGCCCCAAACAGAAAAUUACCCAGACAAGGCGCCCUGAGCCUGCAGCCGCAGCCCCGAAUGAGCCCCAGACCUUCGACUGCGCGCUGUGAGGCCCCUGGCUCUGCGCGAGGCAGCUGCGUGCCCCGUGCUGGUCGUCGCUGCUGCGUGUCGCCGAGACUGAGUGAGUGGAGCGCAGUGUGGCUUUCCCCAGGCCUGUGCUGCAGCCGUGACAGGGUGGAGCAGCAGCUGAUUCCACCUGUUCAAACAUUGUAGCUGAUAUUCUAAACCGCACUUUAAAGAAUUAACCCCCGAACCUUGGCAACUCUUGACCAGUUUUAAAUGGUAGUAAAUUAGGAUAAUGGCUCCCCGCCCCCCCGCCAACAACGUAGUUUCUCCAAUUCCAUUUAGCAUGAGGUACCAAAAGGUGGAACUAUAAUUAUAGUCACCCAGUGCAAGACCAUUUUUAUGAAGUUAAAAAUAGUCUUACAAUUUUAAUAAUCCAGUGUGGGUAUUUUUGUACUGGUAUUAUAACUAAUAAUCUAUUGAUCAGUAUACAUGGAAUUUUCUCUUGAAAAAAAAUCUGAAAUAUAGAAUAAUUUACAGAAAACUGUUUUUCUUGGGUUCUUU
Choloepus didactylus (southern two-toed sloth) is the source of this 1635-nucleotide messenger RNA. RefSeq names its product RCAN family member 3 (gene RCAN3). The transcript has 5 exons. Gene Ontology annotation, cellular component: cytoplasm; nucleus. The record is from RefSeq and is a predicted model, not a curated record. Bases 393 to 1118 code for a protein of 241 amino acids. Gene Ontology annotation, molecular function: nucleic acid binding; calcium-dependent protein serine/threonine phosphatase regulator activity. Gene Ontology annotation, biological process: calcium-mediated signaling. Lineage: Eukaryota; Metazoa; Chordata; Mammalia; Pilosa; Megalonychidae.